UCUUCCACAGUUUUGCUAAGGCCUAAGGUAUCAUGGUGGAAGCCCAUCGUUUUUCCCCGGCAAUGGCGAUCUCCAGUACCUUGUCAGGUAAUGAUCGAUGAUUUUCUCUCUCCAUUCCUCGCUUCUUUAUCUCCACGACAUCUCACGCGAGUCAUAGGUCAAUAAAAGAAGCUAAAAUCUAUGAUAAUCUAAUCAAAGCCCUUGUUACUUUGUUCUACGCAGUUCCCCUACUAAUGUGUCAUUCAAGAUCGUAGUGUUCUCUACAAAAAAUGCAGGACUUCACUGAUAAAGUUGGCGUUUCGGAGGAAUCUGUGGCUUUUGAAGAGAAUAUCGGGUACAAAAUCAAUCAAAGAGUUCAUUUUGUUGGUGAUUCUCGGAGAAUUGGUAUUGUGAAGUAUGUUGGACCUGUUGAAGAGUAUCCGAGAAUAUGGGUUGGUGUUGAUUGGGACAAUGGAGAAGGGAAACAUGAUGGUUCCAUUAAUGGAGUUCAGUAUUUUCAGGCGAAAGGUGAAAAAUCGGCUUCAUUUGUCCGGCCUUAGAAUUUAUCCUCCAAAGAAGAAGAAGAAGAAAUGUAUGUUCUUUCAGCAAGAAAUAGACGAGUAGCAAUCCAACUUGUUGAUAAACAUAAAGUUCAGGAUAAGCUAAGUCGAUUUGAAGAGUUGGUAGGUGCAUCUCUAUCUUAUUUAGGUGUUAGCUCAACUGUACCCCCUGGUCAGAUCAAUGCUGUAGUGCCAAAUUUGAAGGAGCUAGAUUUGACUGGAAAUUUGCUUUCAGACUGGCAAGUAUGUUUCUUUGGGGGUUCCAUAUACUUGAUUUAG
This is a messenger RNA of Telopea speciosissima, 818 nucleotides long. RefSeq names its product tubulin-folding cofactor E-like. NCBI's taxonomy places the organism in Eukaryota, Viridiplantae, Streptophyta, Magnoliopsida, Proteales, Proteaceae. The record is from RefSeq and is a predicted model, not a curated record.